GCGCAUGCGCAAGGCAGUAGCCGUUCAUGAUGGCGUCGAGCGCAGCGACUCGUACCGGUGCCACCGCCGUUAAAGUCGCUAAACCGAUCUUCAGCCGCGACCUGCUCGAGGCCCGGCGGAGGGUUCGAGAACUGUACCGGGCCUGGUACCGAGAGGUGCCGAACACAGUUCACGUGUAUCAGUUGGAUAUUUCUGCACGGCAGGGACGAGAGAAAGUGCGAGAAAUGUUCGACAAGAACAAACACGUCACAGAUACCCGUGUUAUUGACAUGCUGGUGAUCAAGGGGAAGAUGGAGCUGGAGGAGACCAUCAACGUCUGGAAACAGAAGACUCACGUCAUGCGCUUCUUCCACGAGACCGAGACGCCUCGUCCAACUGACUUCCUGUCCAAAUUUUACCUUGGACACGACCCCUGACCCUGUAAAUAAUGUGUCAUAUUGCAAAUACACUCGUGCUCAAACUCUUCA
Molecule: messenger RNA, 467 nt
Organism: Myxocyprinus asiaticus (Chinese sucker)
Lineage: Eukaryota; Metazoa; Chordata; Actinopteri; Cypriniformes; Catostomidae
Gene: ndufa6
Product: NADH:ubiquinone oxidoreductase subunit A6
Exons: 3
Coding region: 27-416 (129 amino acids)
Biological process (GO): response to oxidative stress
Source: RefSeq, a predicted model, not a curated record